AUGGGUUGUUCUGAGUCAAAGGUACUGGAUAGUGUGGAAUCAACUGCAACUGGUGGAAGCUCUUCAGGUUCAUCUCUCAAGGAGAAAUUAACAGAAAAUUUACUCAAUACUGAUACAGUCAAGACAAUGAGCAAAAACGCAUUUGCAAGCGUUCUCAAUAAAUAUCCAGAAUCAAAAAAGAUCUUUAAAGUACCCGAAACUACACCGACUGAUACGCCAUUGGCUGAUACAAAAGAAGUGCAAGCGGCUAGUGAUAAGCUUUUAAGUCACUAUAUGGAUAUUGUUAAAACUUCAGAUAGUAAUCUUGAGUCAACAGUACAGAAAAAAGCAACUGAUCUCAGUAAACUUGGCGUUAAAGCCGAAUAUAUUAAGACUUAUGGUGACAAUCUUGCAACAAAUACGACAAAAGAUACAACCACCAAAUUGAGCUCAACUGAAGAAAAAAUUUGGAAAUCCGUCAUUAGUGAGAUUACAAGUAAACUCACUGCUGCAAUGGCCAAACUACCUAGUUCAUCUUCAUAA
Messenger RNA from Adineta steineri, 522 nucleotides. The record is from the annotation of a GenBank genome assembly. NCBI's taxonomy places the organism in Eukaryota, Metazoa, Rotifera, Eurotatoria, Adinetida, Adinetidae.